This is a messenger RNA of Trichomonas vaginalis G3, 1302 nucleotides long. Its product is annotated as hydroxymethylglutaryl-CoA synthase protein. Gene Ontology annotation, biological process: acetyl-CoA metabolic process. The transcript has a single exon. The coding region runs from base 1 to 1302 and encodes 433 amino acids. Gene Ontology annotation, molecular function: hydroxymethylglutaryl-CoA synthase activity. The record is from RefSeq and is a predicted model, not a curated record. Lineage: Eukaryota; Parabasalia; Trichomonadida; Trichomonadidae.
AUGUCUGUUCCUCAGAACAUCGGCAUCAAAGCCAUUCAGGUCAACAUUCCUAGAAGCUAUGUUACACAGGAUGAUCUUGAAGAAACCGAAAUCUCCAUCCUCGGAGAAGAAUCACGCACAAAGAUUAAAGGUAAAUUCACAAAAGGUCUUGGUCAGACAGCUCUCUCAUUUUGCACAGACCAUGAAGAUACUGCAUCUAUUGCGAUGAGUGCUGUGCAGAAGCUCAUGGACACAUAUGGAUACAAGCCAACAGAUUUUGGGCGUCUCGAGAUCGGUUCAGAGACUGCUAUUGAUCGUUCAAAAUCAAUAAAGUCAUUCGUAAUGCAAUUAUUCGAAGAAAACCACUCUAUUAUGGGUGUCGACAAUACUAAUGCCUGUUAUGGCGGAACCGCUGCAUUUCUCAAUUCACUUGCCUGGAUUGAGUCUUCACAGUGGGAUGGCAGACUUGCUCUUGUCGUUUGCGCUGACAUUGCCGUUUAUGAUGAUAGAGCUGCCAGACCAACAGGAGGAUGCGGUGCUGUAGCAAUGGUGCUUGGUCCAGACGCCCCAAUUGUUUUCGAAAAGGGCUCGUUAACAAACUAUUUCACUCACAGCUUCGAUUUUUGGAAGCCAAAUCCGGCCAAUCCACAUCCUAAGGUUGAUGGACCACUCUCCUUGACACUUUACUACGAAUGCCUCGAGAAUUGCUACAUGCAAUUCCGUACACGCCAUCCUGGAACAACACUCGAUAAAUUUGAUUACGUUGUAUUCCACACACCGUUCCAGAACCAUAUCAAGAAGUGCACAGGUCGUCUUAACUUCCUUGAUCAGCAUCAAGAUAACAAUGAUCCUGAAAUUAUUAAGACAAGAUCUGAACAUCAGACAGUUUCACAACAAUCCCAUGAUGCAGCACAAAUUUUCAAGGAUAAAGUACAACCUGCAUCAUUAAUGUCCGCAAUGUGCGGCAAUGGAUACACUGCAUCUCUUUACAUGGCUUUGUCUUCAUUAAUAUUCAACCGCGAUCUUACAGGAAAGAGAUUGAUGAUGUUUAGCUACGGUAGUGGUGCAGCAUCUUCAAUGUAUGUCCUCAAUGUUGUUGGUGAUAUUAAAUUUAUGAAAGAUGCAUUGAAUCUCGAAGAAAGACUUGCAAACAGAGUUCAGAGAAAGGUAUCUGAUUAUGACCACGACAUCAAACUCGCUGAUCAACUCUACAGAACUGCACCUUAUGAACCAUCAUGCAGCCUCGAUCUUAUUGAAAGCGGCGCAUGGUACCUUGAGAAGAUUGAUGAUAACUGGAGACGCAUUUAUAAGAGAAAAGAAUAA